Myripristis murdjan (pinecone soldierfish) is the source of this 5968-nucleotide messenger RNA. RefSeq names its product fms related receptor tyrosine kinase 1 (gene flt1). NCBI's taxonomy places the organism in Eukaryota, Metazoa, Chordata, Actinopteri, Holocentriformes, Holocentridae. Gene Ontology annotation, biological process: positive regulation of kinase activity; protein phosphorylation; vascular endothelial growth factor receptor signaling pathway. The transcript is spliced from 30 exons. Gene Ontology annotation, molecular function: ATP binding; vascular endothelial growth factor receptor activity; growth factor binding. Gene Ontology annotation, cellular component: signaling receptor complex; plasma membrane. The record is from RefSeq and is a predicted model, not a curated record. The coding region runs from base 246 to 4118 and encodes 1290 amino acids.
UCGAGCGCGGUGUCCAGUUGCGUGAUCUCCCGCAGCUCUCCUCAGGAAACCAACCAUCUCCAUUCACUGAGCGUCAGUGCUGAGCGCCACGGUGAAGCGCGCUGUAGUGCGGUGUCUGUGGUCCGAUCUGGUGGGGGAAAUUAAAAAAAAAAAAAAAAAAAUACAAAACCACAGGAUUUAAACUGAAAACUUCAACUUCACUGAAAGCGUCAUCUUUAGAGGUGUCUCAGGAGUCGUCCGACAACAUGAAUUUUGCUUUCAUCUGUAUUCUUUGUGGAUUGUCGUAUGGUGUGUCCGCAAAAGGUAAAGAGUCAAAAGGAAAAUACAGUCUCCCUCUUCUGGAUGUGAAAGCUCGGCAGCUAGUCCUGGAGACCAACCAAACACUGCUGCUCAACUGCAGGGGCCGUUGGGAGCUGGUAUGGGCGUUCCCAGCAGGCUUGUCCAAAGAUCAGGGGAAUGUACAAGUUGAGGAGUCUCGCUGUGGCAGGACAGGCCAGCAGUACUGCAGCCGUUUGACGGUCAGCCAAACCUUGGCACAGCACACCGGCCCUUAUCGCUGCCGGUACCGGCACCGAACCAGCAGACAAACCUCUGUCUACGUCUACAUCGCAGACAGCCGGCGGCCAUUUGUGGAAUUGCGGGGUGAGAGCCCAGAUGUGCUGUACAUGAAGGAGAGGGAGUCGCUGCUCAUCCCCUGCCGGGCCACUCACCCUAACACCACCGCCUCGUUGGUAAAGUUCCCCAAUCAUGAGCUGCGCCCAGACCAGAGGAACAUUAUUUGGAACAGCAAGCGAGGCUUCACCAUUCGCAGCCCCACCUACUUUUACAUCGGCCUCUUCUUCUGUCAGACGGCCACUGAUGGUGUCAAACACUCGUCACACAUAUACUUCAUACACAGACCAGUGAGUAAUAUCAUGGAGGUGUAUCUGAACAGCAGUGGACCUGUUCAGGCCCUGAAGGGAGAGAAACUGGCCCUGAACUGCACUGCCACUGGAGAGCUGAACACCAGAGUCAACAUCACCUGGGACUACCCUGGAAAGGAAAAUGGCAUCAGCACCAUCAGCAAGCGGAUCCUGAACAUCCGAACGCACAUGUUGUUCUACAGUAUUCUGACAAUCCCCAAGCUGCAGCGCUCAGACAGGGGCCUCUACACCUGCCGUGUCACCAGCGGCGAAAAAAUCAAACGAGAGACCAAAGUGACUGUUACCGUCUAUGACCGUCCGUUUAUCCACCUGAAGCCCAGAAAUGGAUCUGUGAUGGAGGUACAAGCAGGACAGAAGUCUUAUCGGCUCUCUCCCAAACUGAGAGCCUUCCCUGCCCCAGAAAUCAUCUGGAUGAAGGAUGGCACGGUGGCAGCAGAGCAGUGCUCCCGAUACCAUGUAGACGGGAAUUCCCUGGUGAUCCGGGAUGUAGCAGAGGAGGAUGCUGGGAAAUAUACCGUCCUGGUGGGAAUCCAGGAACACGGACUCAAACAGAAUCUCACGCUCACACUGGUGGUCAAGGUGAGUCCCCAAAUAGGAGAGAAGGCGGUGUCGUUGCAGGACCCUGGCACCGUCCCGCGGGGGAGCAGACAAGCCCUGCACUGCACGUCCCACGGAGUGCCCGCUCCGCACAUCCAGUGGCUCUGGCACCGCUGCCCGUCCAAAGGCCUGUGUGUGUGUCCGAUGUCCUCGUCACUCUGGAGCCCUGUGAGAGAGAGAGUCCCAGGCACGUCCACACACAACCACGUCCUGAGUGUCACACACAGACAGGAAGUGCUUCAGGGAAAGAAUAAGACUGUGGGGGUCCUGACUGUGGAGGCUUUUGUGUCUGGAGUGUAUCGAUGCGUCGCCUCCAACUCUGUUGGCACAGAUCACCUGGACAUCCACUUCUAUAUCACAGACAUCCCAGGGGGCUUCAGUGUGAGUCAGAGGGAGGAGCCUAGAGAGGGCGGAGACCUCCAGCUCACCUGCAAAGCCAACAAGUACUUGUAUACAGCGUUGUCAUGGCAACGAGUGACUAACAAAACAGAGUACACCGGGCCUCAGAGACCUGCGCUGAGCGGUCAGCUCACAUCGGGGGACUUCUCCUGUUCGCUGUCCCUGUUGCUUAGCAACCUGACUCCCAGCGAGUCUGGGACCUACCGCUGUUCGGCCCGUCACCUCCUCACCGGACAGGAGACACACCUGGACACACAGGUGGAGGUCACAGUCCUGGAGCCGCCAGUGCUGCUACACAACCUGACCGACUGCAGCGUCAAUGUUAGCAGCUCAGUCACCCUCAGCUGCCCCGCCCAGGGCGUCCCACUCCCAACCAUCACAUGGUACAAGAACGAAAUGGCACUGUCACAGGGCUCAGGUAUUGUCAUGAUACCAGAAGAUGGGACUCUCCACAUUGAUCGGAUCACGGUGGAGGACCAGGGCCUGUACACGUGCCAGGCCACCAAUCAGAGGGGAUCUGUGGAGAGUUCUGCCUAUAUAUGGGUCAACGGUGGCUCAGAGCCCUCAUUUCUGGAAAUCCCUACUCUCACCUGUACCUGUGUGGUUGCCACUCUCUUCUGGUUGCUGCUCACUCUCUUCAUACGCAAACUCAAACAGCCCCAGUGCUCCAGCACCAAGCCAGAGUACCUGUCAAUCAUCCUGGACACAGGAGAGGGGCCGAUGGAGGAGCAGUGUGAGAGGCUGCAGUACGACCCCAACCAAUGGGAGUUCCCCAGGGAGCGCCUCAAAUUAGAGAAACCUCUGGGCCGUGGAGCGUUUGGGAAGGUCAUGCAGGCGUCUGCCUUCGGCAUAGACGACUCCACCAGCUGCAGCACCGUGGCUGUCAAGAUGCUCAAAGAGGGUGCUACAGCCAGCGAGCACAAAGCUCUGAUGACUGAACUAAAGAUCCUCAACCACAUUGGACACCAUCUGAACGUCGUCAACCUGCUGGGAGCCUGCACCAAGCCAGGAGGACCACUGAUGAUCAUAGUAGAGUACUGUCGCUAUGGAAAUCUCUCUACAUAUCUGAAGAGCAAGAGGCAGGUUUUCGUGUACGACAGGCUGAUUGGAGGAAGGCAGGGGCAGCUGGAGAGUGCGGGCAGUGUGUCCAACAGCCAGAGUAGCAUCGUCUCUGGGUUUGAGGAGGAGAGCGAAAAGAAAGACAACGACCAGGACACCAAGUCUGUCUCCAGCUCUUCCUUGUUCCUGGAGGAUCUCAUCUCCUUCAGCUUCCAGGUGGCUCGGGGGAUGGAGUUCCUGGCCUCUCGCAAGUGUAUUCACCGAGAUCUGGCAGCCAGGAACAUUUUGCUGUCUGAGAAUAAAGUGGUGAAGAUCUGUGACUUCGGCCUGGCCAGAGACAUCUACAAAGACCCGGAUUAUGUUCGCAAGGGAGACGCCCGCCUCCCCCUGAAAUGGAUGUCUCCAGAGUCCAUCUUUGACAAAGUGUUCACCAUCCAGAGCGAUGUCUGGUCCUUCGGCAUCCUGUUGUGGGAGAUCUUCUCCUUGGGAGCUUCCCCAUACCCGGGGCUUCACAUAGACGAAGAGUUCUGCCACAGGCUGAAGGAGGGAACGAGGAUGCGAGCGCCGGAGUACAGCACUCCAGAGAUUUACAGCACCAUGCUGGCAUGUUGGGAGGCCAACCCCUCAGACCGACCCACCUUCACUGACCUGGUGGAGACACUCGGAGACCUGCUACAGGCACGGGUCCAGCAGGAUGGGAAAGACUACAUUCCUCUGGGAUCUUUCCUGGCCGGAGACAUGCACAACAGCGAUAUCUGCGCAGAAAACAUCUCUGCCAAACUGCAGCCACAUGCCGUCACCAAUCUGGGUUAUAUGAGGAGCAUGGCCACUCUUAAGACUUUUGAAGAGCUGCCCUGCAAGGAGCCAACCAGCAUCGAUGAUGAGCAGAGUGACAGCGGCAUGGUCCUGCCAUCAGAGGAGCUGAAGCAUCUGGUGUGGGGCAGCAGCACCAAGAACAGAAAACUCAGCAGGUUCUUCACCUUCCGUAAGAGCCGCGUGAACCAGGUGCCAUGUCUGUGCAAUGACAUCACAGGUCUCCAUGACAAUGAGCCACCUGUCCUGCCAUGUGAUUGGGAGUCAGAGGAGGGGGGCUCGCCUCCUCCUGACUAUAACUCCGCCUUUCUCUACCCCUCGCUCUAGCAUCUCCCUUCGUCUAACUCUUUGCAUUCUUUGACAACACUAUAGUGAAUCUGGAAUUUUUCCACUCACCCCUUUCUUGUCACUUUGGAGUCACACUGUCUUUGUCCAAUUGUCUUCUGCUGUCUGCAUCCUCUACCUCACUGUAAUUUCUGCAGGUUAUUACUGUUCCCCCUUUCCUACACCCAAAAUCUGCAGUUCCUGUUUUCAUUUUCAGCCAAACCUCAAAAUCAUAUCUCUAGAUCAAACCCAUGACUUUAUUUUUUCACUCUCUUCACUUUCCUUUUAAAACAUUUAGUUUAUGCUGUUGUGCAACAUAUGGACAGGUGACAAAUUAAAGCAAAAAGACUAAAUAAAGUGUCGUAGUAAGGUGUUGGGAAACCACUAGCCGCCAGAACAGCUUCAAUUUUCUUUCAAUCCGGCGUAGAUUCUCCAAGUCGGUGGAUCUCUCCUGGAGGGAUGGAGCACCUUUCUUUGAAAAGAUCCUGUGCAUAGAGAAAGCUAAUAUAGUGAGUUGCAGUACAUAAGGCUCUCAUUACAAAGAUCAAUGCACAUUUGAGAGGUCAGUGAUACAAAACCACAAGCACUGUUCUACAGAGAUGUGAAAAAAGUGAUGUGGUUAGAUGCACCCCUUAUUUUGAGCAAGACAUUGAGUACAUGUGUGGCGUAAACUGAGAAAACGUGAAUGCUGGGCCCCUUUUUAUGGCCUGGUUUGCACGUUGCAGGGAAGACUCACUGCAAAUCAAUACAAAGUUAUUCUGAGUGUUCACCUUCAUCCUGUGAGGGAACAUGUCUACCCUGGUGGGAUGAUAAUCCCUCCAUCCACAGGGCGCAAGGGGCUCGCCAAGUGGUUUGACAAGGAUGAAAAUGAUGUGAGCUGCAGUACCAUGGCCUCUGCAUUCACCACAUCACAACCCCACUGAACACCUGUGGGUGAUUUUGCACCGAUGUGUUAGACAGCACUGCCAGCGUCAUGAAAACACCAACUGAGGGAAUGUCUUUUGGAGGAACAGAGCUCCAUCCUUCCAGUAGAGCUACAGAAACUUUGAGAAUCCAAGCCACGGUGCAUUGAAGCUGUUCUGGCUCAACACUUCACUAAAACGUUAUGCCACCCGUCUGUGGCGUCCUCAGUAAUGCUCAAGUAAAGCCCUCCCUCACCAAACACCUUCCAAGAGCAGCUAUUACCUGAGAAGUACUUAUCCUAUGCAACUACAUAGAAUGUAUCUACUGAUUUAGUAUUAUUAUGAGCUUAUUGCAUUGGUACCUCGUGCACCAAGCUUUGUGGACGAGGAGCCCUGCUGUUCAAAAUGAUGGUGGAGCUCCUCACACAUCUAUAUGCUGGAAGAAACUAAAGGAAUUAUAUGUUAGACAGAAUGUAUUUGUAUUUAUUUUAAGGCUGUACUCUACACUUGGAACACUAUGGAAAUGUCACUACUUAAUUUUACUGCCACAAGUGUCAUGUCUGUUGCUGACCUUAUUUGAAUGUAAUUUAUAUUCAGUUCACAUUAAUUCAAUCAAUGCUGCAUGUCUCGAUUUUGUUGAAAGGAACGAGAAUGCUAGUUUUGAAGUGUUGCAAGUAAUGAUCAAAUGUUUUAACAUUAAAAAUCUUGAUGUAAAGAUGUAAAAAAGAUAUAAACAGAAAAAAGAGAUCACAAGUGAAAUGAAAUUGUCCCCAGUUGAAAAAAAAAAAAAAAAAAAAAACAAUUACUAAAACCAUCUGUAAGCAUUUGAUAAUUAGAGCUUGAUUUACUUAGUUUAUAUUAAGGUGAAAUUUUAACUUGCAUGCAGAGAAUAUUUUCAUAUUUCAGGUGCUGUUCAAAUUGAUCAUAUGUGGAAUUUUUUUUUUUUUUUUA